Molecule: messenger RNA, 957 nt
Organism: Raphanus sativus (radish)
Lineage: Eukaryota; Viridiplantae; Streptophyta; Magnoliopsida; Brassicales; Brassicaceae
Product: transcription repressor OFP12-like
Exons: 1
Coding region: 118-807 (229 amino acids)
Biological process (GO): negative regulation of DNA-templated transcription
Source: RefSeq, a predicted model, not a curated record
UAAAGACAUUCAAGAUUCAUCCUAAUACUAUCAAACAAAUUAGUCCACCUAGCUAAUCCACUUGCUCAAUACAUCUUCUUGUGGUCUCUCUCUAACAAAAACACCACGCCAAGAAUCAUGUGGAAAAGCUUACAUCAUUGCUUCCCAUCAAAUCUCACUAAUCCCUCCUCAUCUCCCUCUGCCGGCUCCGACGAUGAUCACAACCGUCCAUCCAUUCUUCUCAUCAACAACUUUAACCUCCUCUACAACGACUCUGCCGCCGCUGGACGCCGCAUAUCCAAGAGCCUCAUCGACGCCGCACCUUCCUCCACAACGACACUCACUGCCUCGAUCUCCACCGCCGCUGAUUCUUCUUCCUCCUCCACCUCCUUGGAUGAAUCCGAUAAUUACAGUUUUUCCCCUGAUCACUCUCCCCCUCCGGACUUAACCGCCGUUCUCGCCUCCCGUCGCUUCUUCUUCUCUUCCCCUGGCCGUUCCAACUUAAUCACGGACUCGCCGGAUCUUCGCCCCCUGCUUAACUGCAAAACUGCCACUGGCACGAAUACUACUGCUCCUAGGCUUCUCACCGGAGGAACCGCCGUGAAACAAUACGUGCAAUCUCCUGAUCCUUACAACGACUUCCGGCGAUCGAUGCAGGAGAUGCUUGACGCCGUUACAGUCGCAGGAGAUGUUCACCGUAACGAGUUCUUGCACGAGCUGUUACUCAGUUACCUCUCACUGAAUUCAGUAGAUACACAUAAGUUCAUUAUCAAAGCUUUUGCCGACAUUCUUGUAUCUCUCUUGUCGGACGGUCACCGGAAAAGCUGACGUGACAUAUUUUCAUGAUGUGUAGUAGAAAACUACUCAUGUUACGUUUUUGGGGAUUAACGCUUUAGGACAAAAAAUAUUUAUGUUAAUAAAUUAUUGUGUAUACGAGAAAAUCGAGCGAGGCCUGGGGUUUUGUCUCGAUCGCGUGCA